Owenia fusiformis is the source of this 2959-nucleotide messenger RNA. The record is from the annotation of a GenBank genome assembly. NCBI's taxonomy places the organism in Eukaryota, Metazoa, Annelida, Polychaeta, Sabellida, Oweniidae.
UAGAAUAAUUGUGAGACACCAAGUCUAAGGGAAGAAAACCAGAAGAAAGCUAUAUUUUCAAUUUUGCUUUCUGGAUUUUUAGUUACUCAACUACACGAUGCUUUUAAUUUCAGAAAACUAUGCUUUCUACUUGGUUGACUAUCAACAACAAGCUGUAACAGUGUGAUUGGCAGUGUGAUGUUACUGCUAACAAUUGAACAUAUUUAAUGUACAGGACCGCUCAUGUGCUACAGCUUGGUCCUUUGAAAAUAUCAAUGGUAACAAUUGGCGAGAGAACAAGAAAAAGGGAAGAAGAGAGAACCGAUACAUCUAAAGAAUAUUUUAGUGAAACGAGGCUAGAAGACAUUGUUGUAUUAUUUCAGAUAUGCAGUAACAUUGCCUAUACUUAGGCAAACUGCUUCAAAUAUAACCACACAACAAGUGCUUUUAUGUUAAACAGUGUGUCCAAUCGUAACACUGGCGGGUCCAAGCAUGCCGAUUCAGAAGGUGAAGAAGGAAAUCCCACGCGAUAUUCUGCAUGGAAAUUCAAGUCCUCAAUAUAAUGGUCAACAAAAUGCAGGAGGUCCAGGUCUCAAUGCUUUACGUAGCCAGCUGAGUAGCCAAGGCCCCAAUACAAAUACUAAACCCCCCAUACCACCCUUAGAUGAGAAUGCUCUCGAUAUUACCAGUAUUAAGGGUAUAUUUGGUUGGACAACAGUGGAUGGAGUAAGCUUACCUUAUUUAUUUCGUGAAGCCAAAUAUGUCGCCGUACGUAUGGUAGAACUCAAGUUAUUAUUUAAAUAUCCGAAUGCUUAUCCAGAAGAAUUGAAGAAACGUCCACCAUUGAUGAGUCAUUAUGUAACUGAGGCAGAGGCUAAACUCCUUAAUGAAAUCAACAUUGAACACUGUGAAUCAGAGUUUGGACGACACCAAUUCACUGUAAAAGACUUAGUUGUUCGAUUAGAGGAGUUCAAAGACUUUUAUAAGAUCGUUAAGGAAGCUUUUCCUGAAACGGAUAACUCAAGAGAGAGCAAAGAUGAGGGUGAUGUGCAAGGAGGGUGGUUACAAAUCAAUAAUACAGUUAUACCUUAUAUAUUACGUAACCCUGUGGGGAAGUUGGUCCCACUCUCCGUGGUGCAAUAUGCUGCUGAGCUACUCAAUGGAGUUCAAAUAGAUGGCACCACUUUACCAACAGAAAAAGAGUGUACAUAUUUUAAUGACAGUUGCAAAAAAGCAGGACUUAACUUUUACUUUGGAAGAACUACAAAGCUUAUGAAACUGACUCAAGUGACUCAACUGUGUAAACUAGAUGUUUUAGAAGUAAAUGAGCUUCCUAAAGAUAAUCCAUUUGGUGCUGCCAGAUUCAAAAACAUCCCCUACCCCACCCGAAAUGGAUACAGCAACCAAAAGGGUCCUGGUAGCUAUAUGGGGGGUAAUCCCCGCCAAGGACGUCCUGGUCAGCCAAACAUGGGAGGUCACCGUGGACCGCCUCCCCCAUAUUACCCUCCAGGAAUGAUGUCAGGGAUGCAGAGACCAAUCUCAGGCACUACUGGAGGUCAAAGAGGUUCUUCUGGCACUACAAAUGUUAGGUAUCCCACACAACGAAACCCAAACACACAGUCGGCUCAAGGUGCAAACAAUCCACCACAGAGAGUAGCCAAUUCUGCCAAUGACCCCCGUGGUCCUCCCAACGUAAUGAUCAGUCAGAGCGGCUGGCCCCCUAGAGUACCCCAACAAGCCCAGGGGACUGUGUUUGUCCCCCCUCAAUACACACAGGGUAGUUUCCAUCAAAUGCAAAUCAUGAAUGGACAAAUGGUUCCCAUUGCUGGAUCAAGGCCUGGUGGCCAAUCUGGUACACUUACUGCCAAACCUGGUGCCUCUCAAAGUCAAACUCCGAAUCCUACCUCGAAGAAACUCACAGAAACAUUACCAUGUAAAAACAAUAGACCACGUGUUCCUUUAGAAGAGACACGUGCGGCACAGACACGCCCAAGCACAAUCCAGAAACAACCAAUGUCAUCAAUGAGUUACCACGUAUCAUCCAUGUUACAAAACUCAAUAGCACCAAUAGAGUUUCAUAAGAAAACAGUGUCCUGUUUAUCUACUAACAAUGACAAGUGGGCUUUAAUGGAGGCUAUCGGGAAGCUCUAUUUCCCUUAUUGUACAAUGGAUGAAUUCCAAGAAGCACUAGAGAUUGUACUACGGUGCCCAGUACGAAGUCUCACCCUUGAGGAAGAGCGUGCAUUUAUAGAGUUCUAUGGCUUGCGAACCAACUCUCUGAACUGUAAUAAAGUUGUCAAACUUGAUGACUUGGAAAAAUAUAUGACCCAGUUAAAAUAUAUGUUUCAGGAUAAAGAAGAGAAGUUCAAUAAUACAGCAGAUACAAAUGCUAACAAAAGGAAGUCCUCAGACAGUUUACAUAGAGAUCUGAGUGGGAAAAAACAUAAGGCCAAUAAUGAAGGCAAUCCAGGUGCUACAACUAUUGUCAUGAAUGGGGAUGAUGUGAUCCUAAUAGAGUGAUCAUAAUACAACAGAGAAUCAUGUACAAGGCAACUGGAUCUUUUGUUUUACAAAUGAAAUACUUUAAAUGUACAUGUGCUGUCAUAUUUGGUGCCCAGUUGAAACAGCAAAUAAAAUGUUACUUUAAAAUAAGUGAAAAACAGAAAAAUUUGUUUUAAUUGAUACUGUACUUCUGAUGAGUCAUUGAUACUAUAAUAUCUCAUGCAUGAAUUUGUGAUUUUGAAGUUUUACCGCAAUCAAGUAUUUGCUGAUUCACCCAGAUGAGAGUUUGAAAAUUAUAUUGCACCCAGUGUAUAUACUUCAAAAAUUUAUGAAACAUCUUAGGCUUAGAAAGUUUUGGUUUGUUCUUCAGUUCAUAAGUCUAAUUAAAAUUUUGUAAUGUAAGUAUUUAGUCAUUUGGCAUUUGGUCCAUUCUGAAAGCAUAUGAAAAGGUACAUGUACAGGGUGGUCCAAAAAAAGU